GCCAGUUAUGUGGUCAUGCAAUUGUAAGCCAGUUUAUUGCGCAAGACAGCUAACAACAGUGCAUCUGCAGAACAUGCCGAUCUGCAAAGGCAAAAGCGCUUGAGAAUGCAUCUGCACGGCAUGCAACGAGGUUGCUGCACAGUGUUGCUUCUAUUUCUGCUCUCAGUGGUCGUGCAGGUGCCGUGCUCAGCAGUCUAUGGGGAGGAGCCAGAUUGGAGGACCAGGACACAUGAGAAGGGUGUCUGUGCCACUUAUGGCAUCUGUGGGCAUCGCAAAGAUGGAGAUGUGCUUAAUUGCGCGAACAACACAGAGGCACAACCCGUGAGUGAUGCUGCUGCACGGAAGCUGCAGGACGUGUGUCCUCAGCUUGUGGCAGAGACCAAUGGCAAGUUCUGCUGCACUGAGGAGCAGAUUGACACUCUAUCUCAACAGAUCCAGAUAGCUGGUAUCUUCCUCGUUGGUUGUCCAGCUUGCAACCAAAAUUUCAAGCAUUUCUUCUGCACCCUCACAUGCUCGCCAGACCAGUCCACUUUCACAAAUGUCAGCGAAAUUCAGAAGGCUUCUGACAACAAUAAGACAGUUGUGGAGGAACUAGACAUCUUUGUGGCCGACAGCUAUGGGAAGCAGUUCUAUGACUCAUGCAAGGAUGUCGUGUAUGCAGCCGCCAACAUGAAGGCCAUGAGCUUCAUCGGCGGAGGGGCAAAGAAUUUUCAGGAAUUCUUUGAGUUUCUGGGGAUGGUCAAGGACAAGCGUGUCCCCCCUGCCGGCUCUCCCUUCCAGAUGAACUUCCCUGGUGAAGCCCAGACACCGCAAGGCAUGCUGGCGGCGAAUGAGAGCGUCCCAGCAUGCUGGGAGUCCGCGCUCAAAUGCUCCUGUGGUGAUUGUCCAGAUGGACCUCAAUGCUCUCCGCCCCCUGCGCCACCGCCGCCGCCAGUGACGGGGUGCACAGCUGUGGGGAUGGCACCGGAUUCCAUUUCCUGCCAGGACGUCAGCCUCAUCCUGCUGUACAUCGUGCUGGUGCCUGUCCUGGCGCUGUGCAUCCGCUACAAGACCCUGCAUUCAUGCGGCGAGCCCCUCACCUUCAGGAACAUGCUGGGCCUGGCAGCAGCCUCCCAGCGCAGCAACAUGUGGGCAGAGGAGCUCGCCGCUGCUGCUGAUGCAGAAAGGGAUGCAGAGGAGGAGCCACCAAAGUCCCUGGGGACAGGUCUCCAGUACUCCUUAGUCGAAAAAUGGCUGCGCAGCUGGUACUUUGAGCAGGGGCAGCGGUGCGCAAGGCAUCCCUGGCGGGUGCUGGGCUUUGCAGUGCUGGCUGUGCUCAUCUGCAGCCUGGGAAUGCUGCGCUUCAGAGUGGAAACAGACCCCCAGCGCCUGUGGGUCGGCCCAACCUCCCUUGCGGCAACCGAGAAGGCUGCAUACGAGGAAUCCUUUGGUGCCUUCUAUCGCAUCGAGCAGCUGAUUCUGUCAACAACUCCAAAGGCCGCAUCUCAGUACAUUGCCCAGUCUGGGCUGCCAUCGAUAGUCACUGACGAGAACAUCAAGCUGCUCUUCCGAAUGCAAGCUGAAGUCGACGCCCUGGAGGUGUCAGUGGGCGACUCCAAUGCCACUGCAACGCUGCAGGAUGUCUGCUACAAACCCUUUGGGGCUGCAUGCGCCACGCAGAGCAUCUUACAGUUCUGGAAGAUGGAUGAAGACAUCUACGAGAAGGGAGAGCCUCCAUAUGGCAUGAAACUGUCCCCGGACUUUUGCUUCUCUCACUGGUCGACCCAGUGCCGCUCUACCUUCGAGGCACCCAUGGACCCCCACGUCAUCCUGGGCGGCUUCCCAAAUGGCCCAGACUUCCGCAAUUUCUCAGCAGACAGCACUGCAUUUGUUGUGACCUUCCCAGUGGACAGCUCCUCUGGCAACAGGUGCUCCUUGCCUCUCGCCUGGGAGGCAGAGUUCAUAGAGCUGGCUCGCACCAAGCUAACACAGAUGGCGGAUGAGGCUGGCCUGCGCCUUUCGUUCUCAGCAGAGCGCAGCGUCACUGACGAGCUUGCUCGCGAAAGCUACGCAGAUGUUAGCACGGUGGCCAUCUCCUAUGUGGUCAUGCUGGCCUACAUUGCACUGGCGCUGGGUUACUACCCACGUGGUGCCAGCCCUCUGGCAGUGCUGGUGACCGGGAGGGUGAGCCUGGGCCUGGGCGGCGUUCUGAUUGUGGCUGGGGCCGUGGCUGGGGCUCUGGGCCUGUGCAGCCUCUUUGGCAUGUGGUCCACUCUGAUCAUCAUGGAGGUUAUACCCUUCCUGGUGCUGGCUGUGGGAGUGGACAACAUGUUCAUCCUGGCCAAUGAGCUCGAUCGCACAGAUGCCAGCCUGCCACUGCCAGAGCGCUUGGGCCGGACACUGGCUGCUGCUGGGCCCUCCAUCUCCCUUGCUGCCACUGCAGAGGUGGUGGCAUUUGGCCUGGGAGCCUUCUCUACGAUGCCGGCUGUGCGCAACUUCUCCAUCUGUGCGGCGCUGGCAGUCUUGCUGGACUUCUGCCUGCAGGUGACCGCAUUUGUUGCUCUGCUGGCCCUGGAUGCUCAGCGCAUACGCGAAGGGAGGCUGGAUGUGGCGCCAUGCAUACAGCUGCCACCCAAAUACCUGGGCGCGGCAGCUGACGGCCACAACGGCCAUGGCUCAUCUGAGGAGCCGCUGCUGGCGCUGCAGAGGUACAUGGCCGAGGUGCACGCUCCGCUGCUCCUCAAGCCUGCAGUGCAGGGCGUGGUCCUGGCAGUCUUCCUGGGCCUCUUCCUCCUGUGCUGCGGCGCGCUACCACACAUCUCCAAGGGCUUGGAGCAGGAGACGGCGCUGCCCAGGGACUCCUUCCUGCAGCCCUACUACAAGGACGUGUACGAGUACCUGAGGGUGGGCCCGCCGCUGCUGCUGGUAGUCAACAAUCUCAACAUGACCCGCUCCUCUGGCGACAUCAACGCUGUCUGCUCCAUCUCCGGCUGCAACGACUCCUCCCUGCUCAACCAGGUGGCAAACGCGGCUCGCACGCCCCAGCAGACGUACAUCGCGGCCCCAGCGGCCUCCUGGCUGGACGACUUCCUGUCGUGGAUAUCGCCGCAGAUCCCGCGCUGCUGCCGGGCCACCUCCGACGGCGCCUACUGCCCGCCGCCCGACCAGCCGCCCUGCUCCGUCAACGCCUCCGCUUGCGCUGACUGCGCUGUCUGCUUCCGCGCAUCGGGGCCCCCCGGCCCGGACUUUCUCUCUGACGGCCGGCCCACCCUUCACCAGGUGAAGGAGAGGCUGCCGUGGUUCCUGAAGGCGCUGCCGUCGGAGGACUGCGCAAAGGGCGGCGCGGGAGCAUACAAUGGCGCCCUGCAACUCAGCUCCAAGGACUAUGGAGUGGUUGAGGCAUCCAGCUUCAGGACGAGCUACGUGCCACUGAACAAACAGGAGGACUUCAUCAAUGGGAUGCAGGCACGCCCACCCCUGCCUGCUGCUCUCCUUCCUUACAAUGCAUCAAGAGCUUUGCCUCAGAUGUACUCCUUCUCCAUCUUCCACGUCUUCUUUGAGCAGUACCUGACCAUCGGCCACGAUGCGCUGGUGCUGCUGACCUUUGCCACGCUGGCCGUGACAGCUGUCGUCUACGCCUUCACUGCCUCCCUGUGGGCUUCUGCGCUGAUCUGCAUCGUCCUCGUCAUGAUACUGGUGGACUUGCUGGGUGUGAUGGUGGUGUGGGGCAUCCAGCUGAACGCGGUGUCCCUGGUCAACCUGACCAUGGCGCUGGGCAUCUCUGUUGAGUUCUGCGCGCACCUGGUGCACGCAUAUGUGGUCGCCCCGGGCUCGCGGCCGGCACGCACUGCCACCGCGCUCGUGGAAGUGGGCGCCUCCGUGCUCAGCGGCAUCACCCUCACCAAGUUUGUCGGCGUCAUGGUGCUGGCGUUUGCCAAGACAAAGAUCUUUGAGGUGUACUACUUCCGCGUGUACAUGGCUCUGGUGGUGCUGGGGGCCGCACACAGCCUCAUCCUGCUGCCUGUGCUGCUGGCGCUGGCAGGGCCGCCCGCUCUGCCAGAGAAGCCGCGCCCCUUUGACGUGAGGAGCUGAGGACCCUGCUCGACCGUCCUUCUAGACAGAGAUGGCUUUGUGAGUCAGAGGUUUACAGAAUAGUCUGCGCUUGCUUGAGUAGUGUGAUAGUUUUCUCUGAUUGAUAAUGGUGCUCUAUUGGACUGUGAGCUGGAAAGUAAAUUGGCUUAGAAGCAGUGGGCCUUGUACGUGUCAUGGUAUUUCAGGUCUUAUCAUGCCUUUCAGGCGAAUUUUCCUUAUCUGGACAAAUUUUGAUUGCAGUUCGUUAUCCAAUUUAUUUUGUGCUCUGAUUCCAGCAAACGGCACACAAUGUAUACCUUACACCCGGUACCGCUUUAGUAAUUUUACAGCAAUCUAGGUUCUUGCAGGACUUGCAGUGACAGUGUUCAAACAAAUUUGUGGCAGAUAUGGAAAGAAAACAAAGGCAUAUCAAUGUAAUGGUAUAGGCGGU
Messenger RNA from Coccomyxa subellipsoidea C-169, 4501 nucleotides. RefSeq names its product multidrug efflux transporter AcrB transmembrane domain-containing protein. Gene Ontology annotation, molecular function: lipid carrier activity. Gene Ontology annotation, cellular component: membrane. The transcript has 22 exons. Lineage: Eukaryota; Viridiplantae; Chlorophyta; Trebouxiophyceae; Coccomyxaceae. Bases 106 to 4071 code for a protein of 1321 amino acids. The record is from RefSeq and is a predicted model, not a curated record.